AUGUCGCACGCCAUGCUGCUCCGUCUGUUCCUGGCGCCGUCGUUCUUCUCGGUGCACGUCGCGCUCAAGUACAUGAUGGAGUACUCGGACCACAUUGGCAUCACCUACUACCUCACGCGACGUUUGCGCGAGAUCGAUAUUGGCGAGCUUAGAGAGGUCUGGGGAUUCAUAUGCCAUCUGCUGGUAACGCGUCCGUCCAAGUCGCGCGCGCUGGAGUGCUUUGUGGUUGACACGGCGCAGCGGUCCACACAUAUUGCGAUGAUUACGCUUUGGUUCAUGCAGGCGUACCUUAAGGACUUCCCCCACAAUACCCAGUCCUUCGUCAUCUGCCAGCGUAUCCUCCAUAGCUGCCACGAGAUCAUCUUCGGAGAUGUCCCCGCACCAUCGAGCGGACCGUACCUCUCACUCUCCCUGCCCUUGACCUCGCGCCUUGGCCGAAAGAAGGUCAAGCCCCAUCUCGAGCCGGCACUGGUCGGGAUCGCGUCCGUCCUCGCAGGUGUUCCAGGCAUGCCAGACCUCACCAGGAUAGUCGGGAACGUCGCCGUAGAGCAGGGACGCGUCGUGGAUGAUGGCGAUGAUCACGACUUCAAGAGCAUAGAACCCCCGGUCGUGCACUCCGUGACGCCCUCGAUGUCCCCGGAGAUGGCGAAGGCCGAGCUAGAGGACUCUGAGGAGGAUGAGACAGCCGUCGAUGUUGAGGACGAAGACCAGGGGAUCGUCACGAAGGGCCGAAGGCGAGCAGUCACUGCCGCUCAGACGGUACCGGCCCUCCCGCUGCACAUGAAGGCGAAGCGACGACCUCGAUUAUCUCAUGACCCUUUCGGCCAACUAGACCCCGAAGUCGUGCCCUCCGCCUUCCAGUCCGCACCCUCGAUUUCUAGACUAUUACAACGACCGAAUCCUGCCAAUGCGGCAGACGAACUGUUACAGAAUUACGACUACACUUCACAAAUCCACCUCCUUCGAAGUCAUUACUGUCGUUCAGAGAUACAAUUCGUUCUCACCCUAGAAAACAUCUCGAACCGACUUUUGGUCGUCCCGCGACCAGCACGCGUGAGUGCUCUCCGCGCGGAGCUCACUGCCCUCAACCACCAGCUUCCAGCUGAGGUCUGUAUGCCAAUGUGGUGUACCACCUCUGACCAGCCUCAUCCUGACACGGGCAUUCCUCAUCCACACCACCGCAUCGUCCGAAUACCUCCCGGCGAAAGUGUUGUCCUCAACUCCGCAGAACGCGCACCCUACCUGCUUCUCAUCGAGGUGCUAAACGAUGACCUCGACUUCGACCCCGCGAAGCGUGCCAACCGCGAGAUACUGAAGAAGAUGGUGGCAAAAACGGAACAGGACAAGAGCGGCACCGUCGAUGCUGUACCAUUUGCUAUGACGCGUACACGAUCUAGUCAUGCGAGUCCGCCACCGACUGCAGGCAUUACCCCCGCAGUACCUCAACUCAGGCCGACGAGUCCCACUACAGUACCCCCGGAAGCGGAUGAUGACGAGAUGGACCUCGUUGAGCAGGUCUACGGACCCGACUCCUCUCUGCGCUCAGCGGACCUUGCAGACUCCAUCGUCCUCCCUCUGCCGCCAAAGAACAGGGAGCUCGAGCUUGCAGCGUGGUCACGACCGACGGCACCCAACACACCUGCAAUUGAGGAAGCACCGAACUCAGCGCACCUGCGCAACAACUCGGGCGAGACAGCGAUAUCGCUGGACGAGUACUCUGAGCGCAUGCGCACCGCAGCGAUUAUGCUCGCCCAGCUAAACGAGACGCUCGUGCGCGACCCCCAUGCAAAUGAUGCGCACCCGGGCAACGGAACGGCGGACGCGUCUGCUGCAACUCACCCAGCGGGACGAGAAGGCGGAUCGAGGAUGCGGCUGAGUUACGCGGACGCGACGGCAAUCCGGGAGCGAAUCAUGAAGGAGAUGCUGGCGCUGGAGGAGGAACGGAUGGAGCGUAUGCGUGAAAGCCAGAGCGGGGGGUUCUUGGGCCGCUCUGCUGGUGGCAGGGAGGGCGCGAUGGACGAGAACAUCAUCAGGCGGGAGCUGAACAAAGCAGAUCCCAGUGCAGUCGUCGUCAGCGAGUCGUGGGCUGCCAAGAAGAGCCGUAUACGACAAGCCUCGCCUUAUGGCCAUCUGGCCAGCUGGGACUGUAUAUCCGUCAUCAUCAAGACCGGCGGCGACUUGCGGCAGGAGCAGCUCGCUACGCAGCUCAUCUCGCAAUUCCAGCAGAUAUGGAAAGAGGAGGGCUGCGCGUGCUGGGUGCGCCCAUUCACCAUUCUUAUCACCGGCGGCACAUCCGGCCUCGUUGAGACAAUCACGGAUGCGAUGUCAAUACACUCCAUCAAGAAGGCCGAGUACGCAAGGAGGCUAACUACAGGCCGUCUUGGGCACGUCACGUUGUUCGACCAUUUCCGCGUCAUGUACGGUGAUCCCUCGUCGGCCAAGUUCGCUCGUGCACAGAAGAACUUUGCAAAGUCGCUGGCAGGUUAUUCCCUUGUCACGUACUUCCUCCAGAUCAAGGACCGACACAACGGCAACAUACUCAUCGACCGCGAGGGCCAUGUCGUGCACAUCGACUUCGGUUUCAUGCUUUCGAAUACGCCGGGCAACCUUGGCUUCGAGGCCGCGCCUUUCAAGCUACCCGUGGAGUACGUGGACGUCUUAGGUGGCAUAGAGGGCGCGCCGUUUUUGGAGUUUAGGAAGCUCUUUCGAGAGGGCUUCGAGGCGGCGCGCAAGCACUGCGACCGGAUCAUCACGCUCGUCGAGCUGAUGCAGAAAGACUCCGCACUACCCUGCUUCGCCCUGUUCGGGGGACAGACAGCGGCCCAACUACGCGAACGCUUUCAGCCAUCGCUCACCCACGCGCUCGUCGGCGACCACGUCAACCGCCUCAUCGACACCUCGCUCGGCUCACACUGGACACGACUGUACGAUUCGUAUCAAUACUACUCGCAAUCCAUCUUAUGA
Schizophyllum commune H4-8 is the source of this 2964-nucleotide messenger RNA. Its product is annotated as kinase-like protein. Bases 1 to 2964 code for a protein of 987 amino acids. The transcript has 11 exons. Gene Ontology annotation, molecular function: 1-phosphatidylinositol 4-kinase activity. Lineage: Eukaryota; Fungi; Basidiomycota; Agaricomycetes; Agaricales; Schizophyllaceae. Gene Ontology annotation, cellular component: cytoplasm; membrane. The record is from RefSeq and is a predicted model, not a curated record. Gene Ontology annotation, biological process: phosphatidylinositol phosphate biosynthetic process; phosphatidylinositol-mediated signaling.